Ostreococcus lucimarinus CCE9901 is the source of this 837-nucleotide messenger RNA. RefSeq lists its product with no specific name. Gene Ontology annotation, molecular function: translation release factor activity. Bases 1 to 837 code for a protein of 278 amino acids. Gene Ontology annotation, biological process: translational termination. Lineage: Eukaryota; Viridiplantae; Chlorophyta; Mamiellophyceae; Mamiellales; Bathycoccaceae. The record is from RefSeq and is a predicted model, not a curated record. The transcript has a single exon.
AUGCUGCGAGAGGCACUGACGAGCGUGGAGGCGCUGGACAAGGCUUUGGACGCGUGGGAGCUGAGACGGCUACUAGGAGGGAAGUACGACGCGUUCGGGGCGGUUUUACAGAUAUACGCCGGUGCUGGGGGGUUGGACGCGCAAGACUGGACGGAAAUGCUCGAACGAAUGUAUUUAGGGUGGUGUGAAAAGAGAGGAUUCGCCGUACGCGCGACGGAGCGAUUGGAAGGCGAGGGUGGAGGAUUGAAGACGGCCACGCUCGAAGUCGAAGGGCGCUAUGCGUACGGAUAUCUGAGCUCGGAAAAGGGUACACAUAGACUGGUGAGGCAGAGUCCGUUCAACAAAGACGCAGCACGCCAGACGAGUUUCGCUGCCGUCGAUGUGAUUCCGCUCUUCGAGGAAGACAUGGAGGAAGUUGUGAAAGUGCCGGACACCGAUUUGGAAGUCACGACGAUGCGUUCGGGCGGUGCAGGCGGUCAAAACGUUAACAAAGUUGAGACGGCGGUUCGAAUUAAGCACAUUCCAACUGGUAUAACUGUUAAAGCCGAAGAACAUCGCACGCAACAGUUGAACAGGCAAGCGGCGAUGUUGAGAAUCAAAGCAAAACUCACCGCGUUGGCUGAGGAAGCGCGCGUGGCGGACAUCGCCGAACUUCGAGGGGACAUCGUCAAGGCGGAGUGGGGUCAGCAAAUUCGAAACUAUGUACUGCAUCCGUACAAACUUGUUAAGGAUGUUCGAACGGGAGUCGAGACAAGUGACGCUAAUAAAGUCUUAAACGGUGCUCUCGACGAGUACAUGAAUGGAUAUUUGCGCUGGAAGGCGGCAUCGGAUAGGUAG